Molecule: messenger RNA, 801 nt
Organism: Musca vetustissima
Lineage: Eukaryota; Metazoa; Arthropoda; Insecta; Diptera; Muscidae
Exons: 1
Coding region: 1-801 (266 amino acids)
Source: RefSeq, a predicted model, not a curated record
AUGCUUAAGCCGGAGAGUAGUGCAUCUAAUCGGACUCCUAUCGAACAGUCAGGUUUCGUUAAUGAAAUUAAUAGUUCGCGAAAUAGUUUGAAUAUGAAUAUGCCAAAUUCAUCAAAUAUUUUUCAACCUGAAUUUCCAAAUCCUGCAGACGUCUCCAUUUCAAAUUGGAGUUUACCACCUAAUGUUUCGAAUACAAUGUAUAAUGUCAAUUUACCACCGUGUGAGAUUGAUGAUUUCCAUGGAGACUUUCUAUCGUGGCCCACAUUCCGGGACCUGUUCUCUGCCAUGUUCAUUAAUAAUUCUCGCCUAAGUGACAUUGAGAGGCUUUGUCACUUAGUUCAGAAAACAAUAGGUGAAACUAGGGAAAUCGUGUCUAAGUUUCCACUCACCCAUAAAAGUUUCGCUAUGGCUUGGCAGUCGUUGAAGGAUACGUACGACAGUAAACGUAUUCUAGUUCAUAAUCAUCUCAAGCUCUUAUUCGACCUUCCCUUUAUAGAAUCUGAAUCUAGUUCUAAUUUAAAAAUUCUACAGCGUAGUAUCAACGGCUGCAUUUCUGCUAUGUCAGUGUAUGAUGUAGCUACGGAUCACUGGGAUCCUAUUCUAGUAUAUAUUUGUCAACAGCGUUUACCUAAACUAACUGUAGCUUUGUGGGAGCAGUGUAUUAAAGAUAAAUCCUCGCUAUCGCCGUGGGAAGACUUGAACAAAUUCCUUACUGAAAGAAUUCAAACAUUAGCUUGCUUGCGACACAUUCGAAGUUCUCCUUCUAGUCCCAUUUCGAAAAGUAAAAUCAAAGCCCAGUAG